AUGCAACCCACAUUCAUUGUCCGACUCUCAAUGGCCGUGUGCCUACUUUCGCUCUUCAUCACUGCUGUUCUCUCCACACCUAGUUCAUCCAAGUCAAACUCAGAAUCUAAUGCUCGAGUAGCUCGAUCAACAUUUAGCGACUCCGAUGAAGAACUCGUGAAGUACUGUGCCGAUUUCUGUUCCAAUCAUCAAGCAUUUACAAAACGUGCUUAUUUGAAAGGCUUCGUUCAUGGGCGCUCGACUGAUGAAGACAGUGAAGUCGAAGAUACCAGUGAUGAUCUCGAAAAACGUUUCGUUCAUGAAGACCAUAUCGAUGACAACUACGAACCAACUGAUGAAGAACUUCAUGAGUAUGCCACAUACAUCGGAAUUGAUAUCGAAAAAGAAUCGGAUCUUCUCUGGCUGGCGAAAGAAGGUUUUAUGAAACCGUUGCCCUCGGGUUGGAAAGCUUGUCAAGAGGAGAAUGGUGAAUUGUAUUAUUUCAAUUUUGAUACUGGAAAAUCUUCUUGGGAUCAUCCGUACGAUGAGAUUUACAAAGCGCGCGUUAUUCAAGCACGGGAAAAGAAAUCUCUAGCAACCGUUAUGAUCGACUCUCAUUCGAGAGGGAAGAAUACGUUGAGUAUCAGCGAAUUAUCAAGUGAAAAACAUGUAUAUAACGUCAAAAAUGAAACAAGUGAUCAUCAUGAUGAUUCGGAAAAUAUUCAUAAUAGUGAAUCGGAAAUGGAAUUGAACCAUAGCGACAAUGGUCCAGAACAUAAUAGUAACGAUUUCGGGAUCGACCGACAAAUAUCAGCGUGUAUCGAUCAUGAACAAAACGAAGCAUCCGAAUUACCUACGAUCUCCGAUGUUAUUGGUGUCCAUGAAAACAACAAAGAUAGUACUGAACGUGCAAGAGUUGCUAAUUUAGCUGCUGAAGCUGCUGAACGCCGUCGGGAAACGAAUAAAGCUCCAGUUGAAGAAAGUACUUUCAUCACACCGCGUGAAGAUUUAGAAAUAACAAAACUACGAACUCGACUUGAACAAUCGAUAAAUGAAGAGAAAUUAGAAUUACUCGAAGAAAAUCGCAUACAGAUGGAAAAGGUCAAAGCUGAAUUGGAAUCAACCAAACAACAACAAGAACGAGCAUUGCGCGAUCAAAUGAAAUCAGAAUUAACAUUAACAGAGAAGACUCUUCGGGAAAAGCUCGAACAAGAGAAGAAACUGCUCAUUAGUCGCCACCAAAACGAUCUGAUUGUACUGAAACAAAGUAUUGAAAAAGAAAAACAAGAUCUACAGAAGAAAUUAAGAGCUGAUAUGCUAUCAGAUCUGAAUCUUGAACAACAAGAUAAUGUUAAUAUGCAAAUACGUUUAUUACAAGUCAAACAUGAAUUUGAAGAGAAAUUGCGUAAUGCAGAAAAUCGAUACAAGAAUGAAAUCGAAGAUUUAACUCGACGAUUUGAAAAAGUGAAAAGCGAAAAAGAUACUGUUGAAAAACGUCUGAAAGAAAAAAAUCAAUUUUGUUUGACUAUCCAACGAACUCUGGAUCAAUUACGUGGCGAAAAAUUUUCUCUAGAACGACAACUUCACGACGCCGAGUUCGAACUCAAAACCAUCGACAGUAUUCAUCGUCAAAAGCAAAAAUCAACCUCCAGCCGCGUAGACAACGACGAGAAUUCUAAAACCGAACAAACUUUCAGUCAUAUUCCCAGCGCUUCUCUCCACAACGAAGAAGAGCACGAUGAUGAUGACGACGAAGGACUAAGCGACACUGAUAGUGAUAUUAUCGAAAUGAAACAAACAUUGAACGCUCUGAAGCAUAUGUCAUUUCUUCCAACUCCCACUGACCCAAACCACGAUAAACCACGCCCGAAAUCCUCAACAAUCAACUUUACGACAAUAACCAAACAAGACACCAGUCCGAUUACUCGAAAUAUUCCAUUCGAACGAACACCUAAUUCCUCUUUUAUCGACUCCGGUCGAUGGUCGAGCACAAUGCCGACAAAAACCAACAACAAUACAUAUCCGAUUGGAGUACAAGCGUUACCAAACUCUCCGUCAAUGUCAAAGACAACCUAUUGGCAAUCGCAACCAAGUCUUAUAACAAGAGAAGCUGUUUUGAAAGCUGCACGUGAUGUUCUUCCUCCUGGUGUUAUUGAUCAUUUAACAUCAACACAUUAA
Molecule: messenger RNA, 2157 nt
Organism: Adineta ricciae
Lineage: Eukaryota; Metazoa; Rotifera; Eurotatoria; Adinetida; Adinetidae
Source: the annotation of a GenBank genome assembly